CAUCUGCAGCCCCAAGACAUGUCCUGCUACACCCCGUGCCGGCCCUGCCAGCCCUGCGGCCCCACCCCGCUGGCCAACAGCUGCAACGAGCCCUGUGUCAGGCAGUGCCAGGACUCCACCGUCAUCAUCGAACCCUCGCCCGUGGUGGUGACCCUGCCCGGCCCCAUCCUCAGCUCCUUCCCACAGAACACCGCCGUGGGAUCCUCCACCUCAGCUGCUGUUGGCAGCAUCCUCAGCUCUCAGGGAGUGCCCAUCAGCUCUGGGGGCUUUGGCCUCUCGGGCUUGGGCAGUGGCCUCUGUGGCACGAGGUGCCUCCCCUGCUGA
Poecile atricapillus (Black-capped chickadee) is the source of this 324-nucleotide messenger RNA. RefSeq names its product feather keratin 1-like. Gene Ontology annotation, molecular function: structural constituent of cytoskeleton. Gene Ontology annotation, cellular component: intermediate filament. Bases 19 to 324 code for a protein of 101 amino acids. The transcript has a single exon. The record is from RefSeq and is a predicted model, not a curated record. NCBI's taxonomy places the organism in Eukaryota, Metazoa, Chordata, Aves, Passeriformes, Paridae.